UUGGCAUGGUUUUAGAGAAGAUUGUCAUUCCAGAAGUACAGAAAGUAUCUGGCCUAGUGGAGAAGAAAAUUUGUGCAGUUGGGAUAACAAAGAUACUCACAGAAUGCCCUGCAAUGAUGGACACAGAUUAUACAAAAUUAUGGAUCCCGUUACUGCAAGCACUGAUUGGCUUGUUUGAGUUGCCUGAAGAUGACAGCAUUCCAGAUGAUGAACACUUCAUUGAUAUUGAAGAUACUCCUGGAUACCAGACUGCCUUCUCUCAGCUUGCAUUUGCUGGUAAAAAGGAACAUGAUCCUAUUGGAGAAUCAGUGAGCAACCCGAAGAUCCACUUAGCUCAAUCACUGCACAAGCUAUCUAGCGCAUGUCCUGGAAGGGUCUCAUCUAUGUUGAAUACCAAUUUAAGUCCAGACACGUUGCAAUAUCUGCAUGGUUACCUUCAGGCAGCCAGUGUCCAGCUCAUCUGAAACAAGCAUAAGAUCCCAGGCUUGUUCCAUUUUCUAGACUGUUUUCAGAGCACAGUGCACAUAGCAGUUUCAAAGCCUCAUCAGACACCCUGUUUUUGUUACCACAGUGAGAUGAUGCUGACGCUAUCAUGGCAAACAUUACAAACCUUUGGACGCUUAAUUAAAAGAGGACAUGAGGUCUGCUUAAUGGGAUGUUUUAAGACUUUUAAGUACAUUUAUAUUGAUAUAACUAGACUCCGAAAACCUGACUGGCAUCUGAACAGUAUUCAUGUUAAAUAAAAUACGAUGAGGUAGACUCCAUUUUCUUACAGAAAUACUGGUGUAAAAUUCACCAUUUUUGUUUCUCGAUCUAAUGGGAAUAAUUGUAACAUUGGAGAAAUGUUGCAGGAAAACAUUUUCAGGCCUUGCAUUACACACUGUAUAUUUGUAUCUGUUCGAUAUGUCACUGGAGUUUCAGUGAUUCACAUUAGUAUUUGCUCUGCUCUAGAGUAUAAACCCUGUUUCCAAAAAAGAAACUAUAAACAGACAGGCAAAAGUUCCUACACCAUCUGUAAAGUGGUAUUUAGAGUGGUAAAUUAUGUCCUAUUAAAAAAAAUUUUCUAUUAUAACACCUCUAAUUUUUUUUUCAGAAAGGAGUGUGUUUUAUUUGUACUUGUCCUUCUCAGUUCAUUGAAUUGGAAUGAAAUGUGAAUUAAAUAAAAAGCACUUGUGUAAA
Molecule: messenger RNA, 1179 nt
Organism: Polypterus senegalus (gray bichir)
Lineage: Eukaryota; Metazoa; Chordata; Cladistia; Polypteriformes; Polypteridae
Product: exportin-2-like
Exons: 3
Coding region: 6-464 (152 amino acids)
Biological process (GO): protein export from nucleus; protein import into nucleus
Cellular component (GO): cytosol; nuclear envelope
Molecular function (GO): small GTPase binding; nuclear export signal receptor activity
Source: RefSeq, a predicted model, not a curated record